AUAAUGUUCGAGAUGUAUGCAGCAUUUGGCACGUAAACAGUGAAAUGAUUCCAGACUGGAUAGAAAGGGAAAUACAGAAAGCACAAUGGAUAUCUGGAAAAUUAAAUUGUAUGCACUGUGGAGCCCGUCUAGGGGGAUUUAAUUUUGUUAGCAGUAUAGUGUGCUCCUGUGGCCUGUCAGUAACUGUUCAUCUUUGCAAGAGUCGUACUGACAGAGAUCCUGCUCUCCCAGUCAGAGUCAGAAAUCCCUCUCUGGACAGGUUUUGUCAUUAUCAAGCCACGUCCAUAAGAAAUAAAAAAAAUUUGGGACAUGGGUCCGAAAACAUCUUGACAUCUGAGGAAAAGUUACAGAGUUCCUCUAUGGAAUCCUGCACUCCUGCUUAUAAUAGUGGACUAAGAAAAUUAACAGACGUGCUUUGUCUGGAGGUAAGACCAGAUACAGUGUUCUUGAAGAAUGACCGGGAUAAAAUCCACUGUAAAACCUGUAGUCCACAUUUGCUUCCUUCUGUGUCAUCCCCAGCAAAUUCAUGUGCUGUAAAGCAGUUUCAUAAAAUGUCACAUAGUUUGGAUUAUAACAUCAGAGGUUCUCCUAGUAUUUUGCCUGUCUUUAGUAGAACUUGCAGUCCAACUUGUAUGGGAGUGCUACAGACUGAAAUGCAGGCCUAUAGUCAAGUAAUAAGUGUGCCGCUACCGAACACCAUAUCCAGCACAGCAAGACAAGAUUACUGUUUUACAAAUCAUCCUGAGAUUCUGCCUGGGUCUUCCGCAUCUUCCAGUAACAUCUGCACAGAGAUUGAUCAUGGGUAUCAUAACAGUCCAGUACCUGUUUCAGGGCGCUUGCCACAUCAUGCGACCACCCAGAGCCCUACUGUAGUGAUGCAGUCGCCAUCUAGUAACUCUACAGAAGAUGAAGAAGGAGAGGGUUACGGAGUUUCUGAGAAUUUAUUCUUGCCUUCAAAUGUCUUGCCACAAACCACAACAGGAAAAAGAUUAAGGAAGAGAGAAAAGAACAAGCUUAAGAGUUUGAGAAGGAAGCAGAGGAGGCGAGAAAGAUGGUUACAGAGUCAACAGACAACUGAUCAAGCAAGUACUGAUGAUGAUGAUGGCGAAGAAUAUACCGCAGACAAAGAUGGCUGUGUAUGUGCUGUGUGCUUGGAUGUUUACUUCAGUCCCUACAUGUGCUACCCAUGUCACCAUAUCUUUUGUGAACCUUGUCUACGGACACUUGCGAAAGACAGUCCUACUAAUACACCAUGUCCACUUUGCCGUACUGUCAUCUCAAGAGUCUACUACCAAGCAGAACUGAAUAACACUACUAAAAACAAUUUCCCAAAGGCAUAUUCAUCACGGAAACAGUACUUUCAGAAAAGCAGUUGCUCAAAAUGGCCACUACCAAGCUGCAGAAGAUUAUUCAGAGUCUUUGGAGGUUUCAGUAGGCAUAUGAAUUUCCUAAGAAGGAGACAAUUUCCUCAUGGUGCAUACAGACUGGAGAACAUGGACUUUGAAGAUGAGAACCAUGGGUGGAGAUUUGAUAUGGACAUGGUGAUCAUCUACAUCUAUUCUGUCAACUGGAUCAUUGGAUUUAUUAUCUUUUGUUUUCUGUGCUACAUUUUCUUUCCCUUUACUUAGUAAACUAUAUUUAUAGCUUUAUUUAAAAAAGUAUUUCAUUAGACCUAAAGAAAUGAAAGUUAAAUUUUCUUUCAAAAAUGUCAACUGCUAUAAUCUGUAUUAAAGAAAAAAUGAAACUUGUUGAAGUUUUUCCAGUUUUAUUGAAAUUUAUUUUUAUUAUACCGAUAUCAAGCCAUUGUAUUUAAGGUUUAAUGAAAUUUAUUUUCAGUGGUGUUGCAGUCUCAUUAGUGUUCACUUAUGGACUUAGAGAAGUUUCCUUGCUGCCUUACUAUGUUCAGUUAUUAAAAAGCUGCUUCAGAAUUUUAAGGGUUACCUGAAAUUUGCUUCAGAGUAUUUUCAUAGUAUUGCAUUAACACUCUUGAGUUUAAUUUAGUUCUGUUUCUAAAAAAUGUAUAGUUUACGUUACUACUUAUAUCUUUUGCAUAGGUAUGUAAACUGCCACUUGGUAAUACAUUUUCAUUUUGCUGUGUAACAGCACAUAGAACGCAGUGUGUAUUCAAAAAAACAGUGUUAAAUUGGAUACUGCUCAAAUAAACUGCAUCACAGAUU
Messenger RNA from Protopterus annectens (West African lungfish), 2177 nucleotides. RefSeq names its product ring finger protein 180 (gene RNF180). The coding region runs from base 45 to 1628 and encodes 527 amino acids. The record is from RefSeq and is a predicted model, not a curated record. The transcript has 5 exons. Gene Ontology annotation, molecular function: metal ion binding; ubiquitin protein ligase activity; ubiquitin conjugating enzyme binding. Gene Ontology annotation, cellular component: endoplasmic reticulum membrane. Gene Ontology annotation, biological process: serotonin metabolic process; protein polyubiquitination; positive regulation of proteasomal ubiquitin-dependent protein catabolic process. Lineage: Eukaryota; Metazoa; Chordata; Ceratodontiformes; Protopteridae.